AUGUCGGAAAUCAUCAAAGACAAGGACGGCCAGCCGAUCCAAGAGGGCGACGACGUGUUUACGCCCAUCCGAGGCGGCAAGCAUCAAGGCGAAGUGGAAAAGAUUGUGACGACGCAGGAGGAGGCCAAGGCCGAGAAUGUCAAGAAUCCGCCAAAGGUUCUUUUUACGGAUCAGCAUGGACAUGGGGUUUCGCAUAAUCCGGAAACGUUGAGACAUGUUGAUAAAUGA
This is a messenger RNA of Trichoderma citrinoviride, 228 nucleotides long. RefSeq lists its product as hypothetical. The coding region runs from base 1 to 228 and encodes 75 amino acids. The transcript is spliced from 2 exons. Lineage: Eukaryota; Fungi; Ascomycota; Sordariomycetes; Hypocreales; Hypocreaceae. The record is from RefSeq and is a predicted model, not a curated record.